This is a messenger RNA of Didymodactylos carnosus, 573 nucleotides long. NCBI's taxonomy places the organism in Eukaryota, Metazoa, Rotifera, Eurotatoria, Philodinida, Philodinidae. The record is from the annotation of a GenBank genome assembly.
AUGUUCGUAUUGGAUGAUCUUCAUUGGAUUGCAGUACUUAAUUCUCGUACUCGUAUGCUCAAAUUAGCUACAGAUGCUGAACGUGCUCAUGCUCAUGGUCUAGUUCGUUCUGAAUUGGCAAAGAUUAUUGAAACAGAACGAGCUGAAGAUAAUCGAUCAGUAGAAUCUCCUGUCAUUGUUAAUCCUUCGCCACAGAAGAAAUUUAAAUCUUAUACAACACAAUUUGAUGAUGAAGUUGAAUAUAAUGAACCUGGCAAGAAGCUGACAAUCUCAGUGCGGGCUCAACGUGAAAUGGAAACAUAUCUACAGAUGAAAUUAUCGAGAACUACAACGCUCAACAACGAUAAUGAGAAUCCAUUGUUGUUCUGGAAAGAACAAGAAAAAUUAUUGCCCAAUAUGUCUAAGUUAUCCAGAAAGAUAUUUAGUAUUCCUGCUUCGUCAACUGCGGUUGAACGUGCAUUUAGUUCAGCUGAUGUUGUUAUUUCUCAAAGAAGAACAAAUAUUAGUCCAUCGACUGUGAACGAUAUUAUACUUAUUCGAUCAUCUACCAAUCGUUCAAAGAAAAACAUAUAA